GUUUCACGAGGGGGCGCAGGCAGCCACGAAGGGGAGGAAGAAAGUGACAAGAGAAGGCGGAACACUCACUGAAAAACACUUUUAGCUUUGCCCUUUUUUUUUUUUUUUUGGUCUGUAUAAUGUGAAAAAGGAUCCUCUGACGAGGAGUGACCAUGUUUCGGAUCGUGGACACGAGAGCCAUUUUAAAGGCUGCUAGCGCUAAGUUGUUACAUGACACCUGCACGAGACGCUUGCACAGUACCUGCGAUGUGGCCAUCGUGGGCGCCGGCAUCGUGGGCUUGGCCACCGCCCGAGAGCUCCUCCUGCGGCACCCGGCCCUCAGCUUCACUCUGCUGGAGAAGGAGAAAGAGCUCUCCGCGCACCAGAGCGGCCACAACAGCGGCGUGAUCCACAGCGGCAUCUACUACACGCCGGGCUCGCUAAAAGCUCGGCUGUGCGUGCGCGGCGCGUCGCUGGCCUACGACUACUGCGACAAGAAAGGCUUGCCCUACAAGAAGUGCGGCAAGCUCAUUGUGGCGGUGGAACAGGAGGAAAUCCCUCGCCUCAAAGCGUUAUACGAGCGGGGGCUUAAGAACAACGUGCCCGGACUCAGCAUCGUGGACGCCAAAGGGAUCAGAGACCGAGAGCCGUACUGCAGGGGCGUCAUGGCUCUGGACUCCCCGAACACGGGCAUCGUGGACUGGCGGCAGGUGGCGCUGCAGUACGGCAAAGACUUUGAGGAGGCCGGCGGCAAGGUGGUCACGCAGUACGAAGUCAGUGACAUCGCCAUCGUCGGCGAGAGCCCAGCGGGGGGCACCGAAGGACUCAAAUAUCCGAUUGCCAUUAAAAACAAGAAGGGCGACGAGGUGCGCUGCCGCUACGUGCUGACCUGCGGGGGGCUCUACUCGGACCGCCUGUCGCAGAUCUCCGGGUGCAGCCGGGAGCCUCGCAUCGUCCCCUUCCGAGGCGACUAUCUGGUCCUCAAGCCAGAGAAACACUACCUGGUCAAAGGCAACAUUUAUCCCGUGCCCGACCCCCGCUUCCCCUUCCUGGGCGUCCACUUCACGCCGCGCAUGGACGGCAGCAUCUGGUUGGGCCCCAACGCCGUGCUGGCCUUCAAGAGGGAAGGAUACAAGAUCUACGACGUCAACGUGAGAGACAUGGCCGACGCGCUCUCCUUCAGAGGGCUCCAGAAGCUGGUGCUGAAGAACAUCUCCUACGGCAUCAGCGAGAUGUACCGAGGCAUCUUCAUCGGGGCGCAGGUCAAACUCCUGCAAAAGUACAUCCCCGAUCUGUCCCGCAGCGACGUGCUCAGGGGUCCGGCCGGCGUGCGGGCGCAGGCGCUGGACCGCGACGGCAACCUGGUGGACGACUUCGUGUUCGACGGCGGCGCGGGCAGCCUGGGCAGCCGCGUGCUGCACGUCCGCAACGCCCCCUCGCCCGCCGCCACCUCCUCGCUCGCCAUCGCCGAAAUGGUCGCCGACGAGGUGGAGAGCCGCUUUGCGCUCUGAUCGCGGGAUCGUCGGGACGCGGGCGAAAGGGGGUGCGGCCAUAAUUUGGGUUUUCAGAGGGUCGGGGGAACCACAUUUUAGAACACAUUUACUCAAGUUUUUAUUGCGGGGCGCACCGGCACUGGUCACCGGACAAUCGCAGGGCACAAAAAGACAAACGCUCGCAUCCGAGCCCCAUUUUAGAACCGAAUGUGGGAGGAAAAACCCGCACAAACGCUGGACUGCAGUCCUUGAGUUCGAAACCCGUGAUUUCGAGGCAUCGUUGAACCUCGCACGCAUGAGCGGUCAGACCCGUUUUUACGUGGCUGUAAGUGCCGCUUCCUCUUCUAUGGUAAUCAUAACUAUGAAAAUGUACCCCAAAAAAAGCCAAAGAAGAAAACAAAAUGCAUUUGGAAAGAGUUCACAAUUAGGUCUGCGGGUACGCUGGAGUCGAACCCGCGGCGUCAAACACCCCGGGGCUGAUCGCCAGCCUUUUGCAGGGCACAUAUACUGGAGACGUGACUUUAUGAAGCUAAUGUACAUUUUUGAGAUGUGGGAGUACCCGGGGAAAAGCCACUCGAGUGUGUUCGGUCAUUUUACAGAAAGACGCAUUUUAAGAUGAAGUAAAACGCACACACGCUGUACAGAACGUGAUCCGUUAACGCUUUGUUUUUCUUUCGCUUCUCCAUCGUGACCGCCAAUCGUCACGUUACUCCACCGUGACGUGCCUCUCAGGAUUUUGCCAUAUUUCAUAUUUACACCCACUCAAUUCAGCACGAUUGUGGCUGUUGAAUGUUACUAUCUUUUUUUUAUACAAUAAAGAUGCAUUUUUUCAAACGGUGAAAGUUUUGCCUCUGACUUGUUUUAUAAAUGUGAGUACACUUGGAGAGCUGCCAGUCAACGUUCGUCUUGUGUAGCAUUUAUUAAUUAUCCAAUGUGAUUUUCACUUUGGGAAUUACAGUUUGUGUCCACUAGGGGGCGUGCGAGCACUCAGGCAGACUGAAUAGCAACUAAAGGUAUAGCACGUUUUAUCUAUUUUUUUUAUCAUUUUGUUACUUUUAAAGUACACUACCAUUGUAAAAAAAAAUAAAAACAUAUAUAUAUAUACAUCUGUGUAUAUAUAGUAUAUAUAAAUAUAUAUUAAAAAAUGUUAUUGACCAUGUAUUUUCACACUGUUA
Molecule: messenger RNA, 2647 nt
Organism: Syngnathoides biaculeatus (alligator pipefish)
Lineage: Eukaryota; Metazoa; Chordata; Actinopteri; Syngnathiformes; Syngnathidae
Gene: l2hgdh
Product: L-2-hydroxyglutarate dehydrogenase
Exons: 10
Coding region: 153-1490 (445 amino acids)
Molecular function (GO): (S)-2-hydroxyglutarate dehydrogenase activity; (S)-2-hydroxy-acid oxidase activity
Source: RefSeq, a predicted model, not a curated record